UCUUUCUUUCCUUGUUAGCAUUCAACACUUUGUAUAACGCCUGAAAACUGCGUGGAAUAACGAACAAAUAAAUAGCAUCUUUUAACACCAUUCGACCAUCAUCCAAAUUAAGUAGUCUCCCUUUUGUACUUUCACUUUCAACAGGAAACGACUGGGCUAAAGUUGGCGACUUUUAAGGACUAAGAAAAUGGACUGGUUUACUGCAAUAGAAUUUCUGCUAAUAAUCUAUCUGGUUGUGCAACUGCUGCGGUUAUUAAUUGCUGACUGCGAUUUGCAACUACAGUGGGCGGAAAAGUUUGGAAAAUCUACAGGUGUUUUAGCCAGAAAGGUUGUUUGGGUGACUGGAGCAUCCAGUGGUAUUGGUGAACAUUUGGCCUAUGAACUGGCCAAAGCUGGAAGUCGCCUAGUGCUGACGGCGCGACGUGAGAAGGAACUACAGAUGGUUAAGAAACAGUGCUUAUCGUAUGGCAACAUGAUGGAUGCUGACGUCCUUGUGCUGCCAAUUGACCUCUUGAACUUUGAACUUCACAAGCCUGCAGUGGAAGAGGUCAUCGCAAGAUUUGGACAGAUAGACGUCCUAGUGAACAACGCUGGGAGGGGUCAGCGGGCAGCGUGGGAGAGGACAGAUCUUCAGGUGGAUCGCGACAUGCUGGAGAUCAAUGUUCUCUCAGUUCUCUCCCUUACCAAAGCUGCACUGCCGCACAUGCUGGCGAGGGGGGAGGGACACAUCGUUAACAUGAGCAGUGUGGCCGGAAAGAUUGGGGCACCUCUGUCUGGAUCAUACACCGGGGCCAAGCAUGCACUGCAGGGCUGGUUUGAUUGUCUGAGAAUUGAGAUGUUUCCCAAAAUUCAUGUGACAAAUCUUUGCCCUGGGCCUGUCUUUUCAAACCUGCUAAAAGAUGCUUUAACUGAGAAGAAAGGGGAGGUGUGCAAUACAGAGAUGAAGAAGGAUGAUCGUCGCAUGUCGACAGCCAGAUGUGCGCAGUUGUGUGCCAUUGCCAUGGCAAACAAGCUUGAUGAGGUGUGGAUAUCCCAGCAUCCUGUGCUCCUUGUAGUCUACUGCAGCCAGUAUAUGCCAACCAUAUUUAGCUGGAUUUUCAAGCGAGUGGGAGUCAAGUCAGCCAUGAAGAUGAGAGAGGGAAGAUAAAACAGCAGUUACAAUAACAAUGCUUUGUGUUCAACGGAAUUGUGUUUCGGUCUUACACAAAAUGUAUACUUUACUUUCAAAUGUUGAGAGCACUCAAUUGGGUUCUCUUGAUAGUACAGAUUUUUAGCCUGCAUUAGCUUUAUUGAAUUGGUAAAUAAUUGCCAAUAGUUUGAAUAUAUGAAUAUGUAGUUGUUGAGCAAGUGUCCAUCCGACAGUCAUCAAAGUAAUUUGUGACCUUAUUUCAAAGUUGUUCAUAUUGUGGUCAAUUGUAUUUUCUAGGACUGUAAAGCUUAAGACAGAUUUGAAAUGUGAACAAUUUUAAGAGAAUGUAUUCAUCGAAAACUGCGGGCCUAUAGGUUUCAUUGUUGGAAUGUAAAAUCCUAAAAUGGUC
Dreissena polymorpha is the source of this 1538-nucleotide messenger RNA. RefSeq names its product dehydrogenase/reductase SDR family member 7-like. The transcript has 9 exons. The record is from RefSeq and is a predicted model, not a curated record. Bases 188 to 1147 code for a protein of 319 amino acids. NCBI's taxonomy places the organism in Eukaryota, Metazoa, Mollusca, Bivalvia, Myida, Dreissenidae. Gene Ontology annotation, molecular function: oxidoreductase activity.